AAAUGCCGGGGGUUUCAUUUGCGUGACGUACGUAGUGACGUCUGACGUCCUCUGACUCGUGGGUGGCACCGGUUUGACCUAGACAGCGGCCGGAGGAGAAGAUGGCAGCGGCGGCAGCGGGCAGGUUCUCCAUGAAGGUUCGCUCCUUCAGCACAAGUGUCUCCAGACCAGUAGCCAAGUUGGUGAGGCCGCCCAUCCAGGUGUUCGGUGUGGAAGGCCGCUAUGCUACCGCUUUGUACUCUGCCGCUUCCAAGGAGAAGAAACUUGAUCAGGUCGAGAAGGAUCUGAACAGAGUAUCUACUCUUAUUAAGGAUCCUAAGUUCUCAUUCAUCAUCACAGACCCCCACAUCAAGCGUGGUCUGAAGCAGAAGACCAUCACUAAUCUCCUGGCUAAAGAGAAGCUCUCCCCUCUCACCUCCAACUUCAUCAAUCUACUGGCUGAGAACGGUCGCCUGCGCUAUACUCAAGAAGUGAUCGGUGCAUUCGCUAAAAUGAUGAGCGCUCACCGAGGAGAGGUGUUGUGUUCUGUCACCACGGCCUCUCCUCUGGAUGAAGCAAGUCUGACAGAAUUAAAGGCUGCCCUCAAUGGAUUCCUUGCAAAGGGAGAAUCACUGAAACUGGAGACCAAGACUGACCCCGAAAUCUUGGGAGGAAUGGUUGUCAGCGUUGGGGACAAAUACAUUGACAUGUCCACAAAAACAAAGAUCCAGAAAUUGACCAAGGUCAUGAGAGAGGUGUAAAAGUCUAUAUAUAUUUUCCUCCCAAUAGUUUUGUCCGAUUACCAGUAACUGAAUAAAUAAUUUUACCUGGUGUAACUUG
Hyla sarda is the source of this 819-nucleotide messenger RNA. RefSeq names its product ATP synthase peripheral stalk subunit OSCP (gene ATP5PO). The record is from RefSeq and is a predicted model, not a curated record. The transcript is spliced from 7 exons. Gene Ontology annotation, biological process: proton motive force-driven mitochondrial ATP synthesis. Gene Ontology annotation, molecular function: proton-transporting ATP synthase activity, rotational mechanism. NCBI's taxonomy places the organism in Eukaryota, Metazoa, Chordata, Amphibia, Anura, Hylidae. Bases 102 to 740 code for a protein of 212 amino acids.